Vollenhovia emeryi is the source of this 1180-nucleotide messenger RNA. RefSeq names its product inactive serine/threonine-protein kinase TEX14-like. The transcript has 7 exons. Gene Ontology annotation, biological process: male meiotic nuclear division; mitotic sister chromatid separation; mitotic spindle assembly checkpoint signaling. Gene Ontology annotation, molecular function: protein kinase activity; ATP binding. The annotation marks the transcript as partial. Lineage: Eukaryota; Metazoa; Arthropoda; Insecta; Hymenoptera; Formicidae. Gene Ontology annotation, cellular component: intercellular bridge; midbody; kinetochore. The record is from RefSeq and is a predicted model, not a curated record.
AUAUUGUUCCUCGAGAAUGAAUACCGAUCUCGAACAGCCACGCGGUCGGACAGGGAGCAGUCGGACGAGCAGUCCACGUCGCCGAUGCCGCAAGACGGGCGCAACGAGUAUUACCGGAACUUGCAACAGUUCGCGAGCCACUGUCAGACGCCUAACGGGGACAUCACCGAUCCGGAAUGGGUUGACUACCUGCCCAAGGAGCAGAACGCCGAGCAGUCCUCGCAGAAGGACAAUCGAAGGCCGCGGAGACCCGCGCUGUUUAUACUAGGCGUGCCGCAUAUACAGGCCUCCGAGAUAUUCGAGAUCGGGUGUGUCGCGGGCACGGAGACCAAGUGUCUCGAGCUGGUUUCCGCGAAAUGGAACAACACGAGGGUGACGCUGAAGCGACACAUCUUACCAACGUGUCGCGACGCGAUACGGGCGGACGUGGAGAUCCUUCGUAAAAUUCGGCAUCCCAACGUACUGCUGCUGAUGGCCACGACGUAUACGCACGAGUACGGCCUCGUCUCCAUCUUCGAGCCAAUCGACUGCUCGUUGUACAAUUACAUGCACGAGCAAAACGAGCGAAUAAGCGUGCAAGGAGUCAUGCAGAUCGGCAUGAAAUUGGCGGACGUAUUGCAAUACUGUCACACGCGUGGAUACAUUCACACAGCGGUUAGCUCGCACUGCGUUUACUUUACAUCCGAUGGGCCUGUCAAACUUGGCGGAUGGGAGCUGGCCAGAGAACUUGACAAAGUUUACGUGGAACGCGAUUUCGAAAAAUAUCUGCGCUUAGAAAAUUUCAAAUGGCAAGCACCGGCGUUGUGUUACGGGCAUCCCAAUAAAAAAGUCGACGUUUACGGCUUAAUGCUAUUACUUUGGGAAAUGUGCACAGGCGAUGUACCGUGGAGCGGAUACGGUCAACAAAAUGUAGAACGGCAGCACAUGAUACGAAAACGAGAUGUUAUUAUAAACUUACAGAAUGUCCCAUCGAUUCUCCGUGGCCUAUUGGAAGCUGGAUUGCAUCCUGACGAGACGAAAAUAACGUUGAACAUGGACAAAAUAGGAAGGAAGCUUCAUAGGCUGCUGAUGGUAUACAAGGAGGAAGAGAAGAAUGAUACAUUUAUAAACGGAAACAAUAAUGAUCGUUUAUAUAAUGAUACAUUGUAUCAAAAGAUUUCUCCUGUGUCGCCUACACAAA